UGGAUGCGCCUCUUGGCCUGAGUCUCUCUCUCUCUCUCUCUCUCUCUUUGCGCCAACCGGAGCCCGGAGACCCCAAAGCGCCCGCAUGGAUUCCGAAGACUGCUCGUGCUUCAGCGGUGGCGUCUGCUCCUGCGGCAACAACUGUCAGUGUAAAAAUUGUAAAUGCAAAUCCUGCAGGAAAAGCUGCUGUUCCUGUUGCCCAGUGGGCUGUGCCAAGUGUGCCCAGGGCUGUAUUUGCAAAGGCCCCCCUGCCACUAAAUGCAGCUGCUGCAAGUAAAGAGAGGCUGGCUCCGGCAGUCUUGAAAUCUGUAUAUUUGCCUGCAGAAAUGUAAUGUUCAUGUCCGGUUAUAUUUUUGCUAUUGCGUGCUCUCUCGCCGUUAGUUGUGAACGUAAACGACGCUGACAGUAAUAAAGCCAUGUGUGUAUAUAA
Molecule: messenger RNA, 430 nt
Organism: Protobothrops mucrosquamatus (brown spotted pit viper)
Lineage: Eukaryota; Metazoa; Chordata; Lepidosauria; Squamata; Viperidae
Product: metallothionein-1-like
Exons: 3
Coding region: 86-277 (63 amino acids)
Molecular function (GO): metal ion binding
Source: RefSeq, a predicted model, not a curated record